Molecule: messenger RNA, 2565 nt
Organism: Homo sapiens (human)
Lineage: Eukaryota; Metazoa; Chordata; Mammalia; Primates; Hominidae
Gene: RTCA
Product: RNA 3'-terminal phosphate cyclase
Exons: 12
Coding region: 161-1300 (379 amino acids)
Biological process (GO): RNA processing; negative regulation of optical nerve axon regeneration
Cellular component (GO): nucleoplasm
Molecular function (GO): catalytic activity; RNA-3'-phosphate cyclase activity
Source: RefSeq, marked reviewed
AGUGUCCCGAGAGGCGCCGCUUCUUCCGCUUUCUCGUCAGGCUCCUGCGCCCCAGGCAUGAACCAAGGUUUCUGAACUACUGGGCGGGAGCCAACGUCUCUUCUUUCUCCCGCUCUGGCGGAGGCUUUGUCGCUGCGGGCUGGGCCCCAGGGUGUCCCCCAUGGCGGGGCCGCGGGUGGAGGUCGAUGGCAGCAUCAUGGAAGGGGGCGGCCAGAUCCUGAGAGUCUCUACGGCCUUGAGCUGUCUCCUAGGCCUCCCCUUGCGGGUGCAGAAGAUCCGAGCCGGCCGGAGCACGCCAGGCCUGAGUUCUGGAGGCUGGAAGUCCAAGAUCAAGGUCCUGACAAGGCCUCAACAUUUAUCUGGACUGGAAAUGAUUCGAGAUUUGUGUGAUGGGCAACUGGAGGGGGCAGAAAUUGGCUCAACAGAAAUAACCUUUACACCAGAGAAGAUCAAAGGUGGAAUCCACACAGCAGAUACCAAGACAGCAGGGAGUGUGUGCCUCUUGAUGCAGGUCUCAAUGCCGUGUGUUCUCUUUGCUGCUUCUCCAUCAGAACUUCAUUUGAAAGGUGGAACUAAUGCUGAAAUGGCACCACAGAUCGAUUAUACAGUGAUGGUCUUCAAGCCAAUUGUUGAAAAAUUUGGUUUCAUAUUUAAUUGUGACAUUAAAACAAGGGGAUAUUACCCAAAAGGGGGUGGUGAAGUGAUUGUUCGAAUGUCACCAGUUAAACAAUUGAACCCUAUAAAUUUAACUGAGCGUGGCUGUGUGACUAAGAUAUAUGGAAGAGCUUUCGUUGCUGGUGUUUUGCCAUUUAAAGUAGCAAAAGAUAUGGCAGCGGCAGCAGUUAGAUGCAUCAGAAAGGAGAUCCGGGAUUUGUAUGUUAACAUCCAGCCUGUUCAAGAACCUAAAGACCAAGCAUUUGGCAAUGGAAAUGGAAUAAUAAUUAUUGCUGAGACCUCCACUGGCUGUUUGUUUGCUGGAUCAUCGCUUGGUAAACGAGGUGUAAAUGCAGACAAAGUUGGAAUUGAAGCUGCCGAAAUGCUAUUAGCAAAUCUUAGACAUGGUGGUACUGUGGAUGAGUAUCUGCAAGACCAGCUGAUUGUUUUCAUGGCAUUAGCCAAUGGAGUUUCCAGAAUAAAAACAGGACCAGUUACACUCCAUACGCAAACCGCGAUACAUUUUGCUGAACAAAUAGCAAAGGCUAAAUUUAUUGUGAAGAAAUCAGAAGAUGAAGAAGACGCCGCUAAAGAUACUUAUAUUAUUGAAUGCCAAGGAAUUGGGAUGACAAAUCCAAAUCUAUAGAGUAUUUGCCUCUUAAAUGAUACCUCAUUGAUAUAUUGCACUAUUUCAUAAAUACUAUAAAAUAAUGACUAGGAAGUAACUUAUUAAAGGCUAUGACUUAAAUUUGAAGAUGAAGUACAGUGUUCUAGGUUUGCUGAGAAGGCUUCAUUAAAUUAAUCUCACUUUGAAUAUCUCCUGAGAGAUGGACAAUGAAAUAUCAGUUGGUGGAUAUGUGUGAUAGCUGAUUUCAAUAUUGAAGUAUUGAAAUAAAAUAUUCUUUACACCUGAAGUAAAUACAUUUUUCUUUUUUAUGUAAUUAAUUAAAUCAGGGAUAUAGAUUUGAUCUGUAAUUUGGGUAUAAUUCUAAUCUUUGCUGAAAUCACAUCUCAAGUAUAAUGAGGCAACUUUAUGCAAAUGUACUUGUUGUGACAACAAUAACAUUUUCCUUUUUUUUUUUUUUUUUUGAGACAGUCUCGUUCUGUCACCCAGGCUGGGGUGCUGUGGUGUGAUCUUGGCUCACUGCAACCUCUGCCUCCCGGGUUCAAGCAAUUCUACUGCCUCAGCUUCCUGAGUAGUUGGUAUUACACCACCAUGCCCAGCUAAUUUUUGUAUUUUUAGUAGAGACAGGGUUUCACCAUAUUGGUCAGGCUGGUUUCGAACUCCUGACCUCGUGAUCUGCCCGCCUCGGCCUCCCAAAGUGGUGGGAUUACAGGCGUGAGCCAGUGCACCCGGCAACAAUAACAUUUAAUAGGCAUUGUCUCAUUCUAAUGAUAUAUACCUUCUACCUAGUGGGCACUUUGUACAUAUUUAUUUUUUAUUUUAUUUAUUCAUUUUUUUUGAGACAGAGUCUCACUCUGUCACCAAGUUGGAGUGCAGUGGCACAAUCUCAGCUCACUGCAACCUCCGCCUUCCAGGUUGAAGUGAUUCUCCAGCCUCAGCCUCCCGAGUAGCUGGGACUCCAGGCACGUACCACCAUACCCAGAUAAUUUUUGCAUUUUUAGUAGAGACGGGGUUUCACCAUGUUGGCUAGGAUGGUCUCCAUCUCCUGACCUCGUGAUCCGCCCACCUUGGCCUCCCAAAGUGCUGGGAUUACAGGCAUGAGCCACCACAGCUGGUCGUAAAUAUUUUUUGAAUUUGAAUCUGUUUUGGAAGCCAAAUAUGUUUUGGAAGCCAAACAAUUAAGAGAAGUAAAAUUUUAACCCUAGUAGGUUUCGCAGAUUCAUCCCCAGAUAUGUUUUUGUUUGGCUUGUGUUAUUAACAAAUAAAUGAGUGUCUUUCAAAUGGAA